Molecule: messenger RNA, 3839 nt
Organism: Nomia melanderi (Alkali bee)
Lineage: Eukaryota; Metazoa; Arthropoda; Insecta; Hymenoptera; Halictidae
Gene: Reck
Product: reversion-inducing-cysteine-rich protein with kazal motifs
Biological process (GO): extracellular matrix organization
Cellular component (GO): plasma membrane
Molecular function (GO): metalloendopeptidase inhibitor activity; protein binding
Source: RefSeq, a predicted model, not a curated record
CGGAGCCUCGAGGCCGCAAGUGCCACGAAAAGCUCAGUCGCUCGCGGACCGCGCUCCACUGCGUUUCGUUUUCGCGCGAGUCCUCGCCUCGCCGACAUGCGAACACCGUCGCGCGCGAUUUCCCAUUGCUCGUAACCAUUGUUCGCGUGAUUCCGUUGUACCGAUGCGACCAGUGGCCACGAUUCAACCGCGACCUCGUCAGACCUGUGGUGUUCAACGAUGAUGAUCGUCGGCCUCUUGACGACGACGUUCGCGGUCCUCGUCGUCGCUAAUCCCUUCCUCGACGCUGCGCAAGAGAUGUCAUGCUGUUCUUUGGCGGCCGGAUCUUGUCGCAGUGUCUGUUCCAAGAUCUCUCUGGUCGCGCUGGGUGCCGACGCGGAGGCAAGGGAGAACGCGACACGACGCCUGCUGGAGUUCUGUUCCCCGGAGCUGACGGAAUUUUGGGACUGCGCCAAUUCGACUUUAAACGAGGUCAGGAAACACGGGAACUGGACAGGGAGGGGCUGCUGUUACCUGGCGUUGAAUCCGAUUUGCCGAUCUACGUGCGCUUUAUCGGGAUCAAGGAGGCAUCUGAACGAAUCCUGCCGGCCAAGUGACGAGCCUGAGUUCUUCUCGUGCUUGGAGAGGCGCGAGGAAGCGGAACAUUGCUGUAGCAACGUCUGUAACGAGACUUGUAGAUCGAUUUGCCGAGACUUAUUCUACAAACCGGGAAAAGUCUCGAAUCUGAAGCUGUACAGCAGCAAGGGUUGCUUCCACCAGGUUCCGAAGUGUCUGAAGAACAUCGUUGAGGUGAAACAUGCCGAAGAUCCUAAACAACAUUUACAUUGCUGCAACGAGGCUACCACUCCAGCUUGCCUGGACACUUGCAAGAGGAUUCUUCAAACAGCAACCACGGAUCAGGAGAUUAUGGACGCCCUGGCAGAAAAAUGUAAACCGGUGUUGCCUCAGUCGCCAUUUUGGAGUUGCUUGAUGAAGUCGGACUCUUCGAAACCAGCUCGUCUGCCGUUGGACGCAGGAAAAUUAUCAUGUUGUACGAAAGCAAGCAAGCCGUCGUGUCAAAAUUUGUGUUGGAGAGCCUUUCAAGCUGAUUGGGAGUCCGCUUGGGUUCAAUUGGACGCGGAAUGCUUGUCAUCGAGUUUCGAGGGAGAACUGAGAAGAUGCUUGGAGGAUGCUGAGGAACCUUGCGAAAUGGGCUGCUCCGGUCUGUCUUAUUGCGCUCGAUUUAACGACAGGUCGACGACGCUCUUUAGGACUUGCUCAGCUGUGGCUGACGAAGCAGCCAAAUGGGAAGCCGAUCACUGGUCCAGAGGUGGAAUUGUCCGUGGCUUGGGAGUACCUGUGCGCGCUGCUGCAUCUUGUCCACCGGAAACGUUGCGUGCAGCCGCGUGUUUAUUGCAGCUAAGACCUUGCGAGACAAGAAUACAUGAAACCAGACUAUGUCGAGAAGAUUGUCUAGAAUUAAUGGCCAGUUGCGUCGACUGGACUGCUAUUACUGGAUCUCACACAGCUAAUACCUUGUGCGCAAAAUUGUCACCUCCCAGAUCAGACGCUCCAUGCGUGUCCUUAAAACCAUUCUUGGAAGAUCCUCAAGACAACGAGUCGGUGAUCCGCCUCGAAGAAGACAUCAUGACACCUUGCAAGAGCAAUCCCUGUGCUCAAGGUGAAAUCUGCGAGGUUCUUCCCCAUGGGCGGCAGAUAUAUCGCUGUGUACCUGGUUGCUCACUGGGGGAGAUGUCAAAGCAAAUGGUUCCAGUCGGUUCUUGGGUUCAGAUCCCACGGUACGAUCAACAGGGUUGCCUCAGGAUCUGCCAGUGUACUCUUCGAGGCCUGGAGAAGUGUAAAACCUUGAAUUGCAUCAAGUUCAACACCUGCUGGGUUCACGACCGUUUCAUUCCGCACAAAGCAAACUUCUACUUGGACUGCAACCCUUGUCACUGUUUUGAGGGCGAGUUUACGUGUUCCAAGAAGAGCUGCGGGGAGGUGAGGGUCCCUUCGUUACCCUGCGACUGUCCGGCUCAUUAUGUUCCAGUUUGUGGAAGAUUGGGCUUCACGUUCGCUUCAGCUUGCUUGGCCAAGUGCGCAGACUUGUCUCCGAACGAAGUGGAAUUCGGCAGCUGUUCUUCCCGAGAUCCGUGCGCGUCGAAUCCCUGCGAUAGCACAGAAAAGUGUGUCCGCAGGAUCAGGACAUGCCUGUCUAAACUCCACAAGCCUUGUCGCCAGUACGACUGUAUCCCUCUGGACUGCGAUCCCCGGGAUGAGUUCAGCGGACCGGUUUGCGAUAAAGAAAAUCGUCAGCAUCGAUCGGUGUGCGCCAUGAUCCGCGCUGGAGCUACACUGGCUUACAGAGGACAAUGUUUGGAGGGGUGUACCUUGAGAGGACCCGUCUGCGGAGUGAACGGCGAGGUCUACGCGAACGAAUGCGCAGCUUGGGCGGAGAGGAUAGUGGUCGAUUACUUUGGAACUUGCGUGGCGGUUGGUUUAAUCGGUGAUCAAGCGAAGCCACGUUGCGGUGAAUUCGUCCAAUGUCCUAAGUUGAUUCAGCCUUACUGUAUCGGUGCCACGCCGCCUGGAGCCUGCUGCCCAGUCUGCGGAGGUGCAGCUAAACUGUUCUACUCCAAGAAACAACUGGACAGAAUAUAUUACAUAAUGGGCGAAGACGAGGACAAAGAUUCCGUCACCCUGGAAGCCCUGCUGACUGCUCUCGGAAGACAAAUCCAGGUCGCACAGUGUGUACUUCGGGGAAUGAUGACACCGGACCGAGACAUAUUUAUCAUCGUUCAGCCCACGUCUAAGAAGCCUUCGAUAUUGCAACUGCGGGCCUGCGUAACAGAGACUGAGAAAUUAGUUACCAGAAUAGUGGAGAGGAGCCCUAGAAUCGCGGCUGAGGUGCCUUUGGGCGCACUCACGAGAGCGGAGAUUGCUCAUAGUUACAUAUCCAGUGCCAUCACUGUUGGAGGAUGUUUUGCGAAUCUCAUCCUCGGGAUGAUCAUUCAUAUCGUCAUCUUGUGAGGACUGGAAUGGAGAGAAAGAAAAUGAAAAUCGUCGCUGGCCACGGUAGACAUUGAAAGAUGCUAACUACACGCUACCGUGGCGAGACACGAUAGAUCCCUCUGAUCAUGUUUUCGAAGGUGCUAAGCAUUUCUUUUACCUAAUGGCGUAGUUUUCCGGGACAACGCCGAUUUCAUGACUGUGAUUCUUCUAGUGCCUAUGUAAUAUACAGGAAAGUAUAGUUGUAUUUUCGUCGAUCUUUUAAUAUUGCCAAAGAAAUGGGAGCAGGUGGAACGUGUACAAAAGGAUGAUCGCCCUUCGGUUGUGGGCAGUCAUAUAAGUUGUAAAUAAAGUCUCCUAACUUAAGUUACCAAACAACGUGAACGCCGAAUCUCCCGUUGUAUUCUUCGCAGAUAGUCGAUAGAAAAUACUAUGUCGAACGUUACAAAUUUCGCGAUUUUAAAUAAAUUCGAAGAACCGCGACCGAUCGAACGUUUAAAUUGUAAACGUACCGGUUCGUUAAAUUUGAAUCGUUCGCAGAAAAAUUAUUGACAGGAUCGAUACUUCCGUAAGCGUUAAGUAUACUUCGUUAUUGUACCGUUAAAUACAAAGUGUUUUGUAUAGUCAUUUAUAAGUUUAAUAAUAAAUCUCUAAUUUUACUCAUACGCAGUUCAGUGAGAAAUCAGUAUACCGUAGUGCGUAAAGUAGCAUGUACAACGGAAAUUGUUUUUUUACAAAACUUUAUAUCGGCUGCGAGAGGCAGUGUGCGCGCCUGAUGCUUGUAACUUGAUCAAUUCUUCCUUGAUGAGUCGCGAGACCUCUGCCUUGGCCUUGCUGACCGCUAAUUCACU